This is a messenger RNA of Solea senegalensis (Senegalese sole), 1721 nucleotides long. It is a transcript of the gene ppp1r8b, whose product is annotated as protein phosphatase 1, regulatory subunit 8b. The record is from RefSeq and is a predicted model, not a curated record. Gene Ontology annotation, molecular function: protein serine/threonine phosphatase inhibitor activity; protein binding; mRNA binding. The transcript has 7 exons. Gene Ontology annotation, cellular component: nuclear speck. Bases 16 to 1062 code for a protein of 348 amino acids. NCBI's taxonomy places the organism in Eukaryota, Metazoa, Chordata, Actinopteri, Pleuronectiformes, Soleidae.
AGAAGCUGAGGCAAGAUGGCGACUAAAAUAAGCAACGAGAGUGCUCCUUUUGAUUGUCCAUCAUGGGCUGGCAAACCGCCCCCAGGUCUCCAUUUAGAUGUGAUGAAGGGAGACAAAUUAGUAGAGAAACUGAUCAUAGAUGAAAAGAAGUACUACCUGUUUGGGAGGAACCCAGACUUGUGUGACUUCACCAUUGACCACCAGUCAUGCUCGCGUGUCCAUUCUGCCCUGGUCUACCACAAACACCUGAAAAGGGUCUUUCUAAUAGACCUCAACAGCACACAUGGUACUUACCUCGGACACAUCCGCCUGGAGGCACACAAGCCUCAGCAGGUGCCCAUAGACUCUACUAUGUCUUUUGGAGCCUCAACACGGACCUACACAAUCAGAGAGAAACCCCAAACCCAGGGCACUGCAGGUACAGGAGACAGUAAGACCGGAGAGGACGAGGAGCUGAAAGGUCUGCUCGGACUUCCAGAAGAAGAGACGGAGCUAGAGAACCUAACAGAGUUCAAUACAGCGCACAACAAGCGCAUCUCCCUCCUGACCAUCGAAGAGGGCAACCUUGAAAUCCAGAGGCCGAAAAGGAAACGGAGGAACUCCAGAGUUACUUUCAACGAGGAGGACUGUAUCAUUAAUCCAGAGGAUAUAGACCCAAAUGUGGGACGUUUUAGAAAUAUGGUGCAGACUGCCGUCAUCCCCAUCAAGAAACGAAGAUCCGAGGGCCAGAACACGCUGGGUCUCGAUGACAUGGCUGGUAAACGCAUGCACGCCUACAGCUUGGGCGGAGGUCUCUACGGAGACUUGCCUCCCACGAGUCAUGAGAACCAGCCAACAGGAGCUCCAGGGGGCGCCGCUAUGCAGGGAGGGCUCCCUCUGCCUUUCCCUAAUCCCGCCCCAGAGGUGGACCUGGACCCGGAGGCUCACCAGCCGCCCGUCACCCUCAACCCCACCCCCGUCACAGCGCCCUACCUACCAGAGACGCUCAACGAGCCACGCAAAAAGAAAUACGCCAAAGAAGCUUGGCCGGGCAAGAAACCCACCCCCUCACUACUCAUCUAACCAGUUUGUUAAAGCUGCUGGCUCUCAGGUUACCAGGAGAACAUCAGGGACUGUGACCUGGCAGAGGUGGCGUCUUUCUUUUUCCUUUUUUAAAAAAAGAAACAGUUGUGUUAGGCUAAUUAAACCGCGGUGUGUUGCAAGGAGUCAUCUACGAAGUCAGCAGUCAAUGUUUUGGCAAAAUGAACAAAGCGAACAGACUCGGCAGUUAAACCUACUUGUCUGAGAGACGAGGCUACAAGGAAGUCGUGGGUCACAGAGUUAUUUUUCUUGACGUCCACUCAACACAUCACGGCGCAGUUAUCUCACUCCUUCAACUUUUUGAUAGUGGCAUCAAACACGCGGCUGAGGAAGUAUUUUGUACGAAAUAUUUUACUGUGAGAAGACGAGGAAGUCAGAGAAUCAGACUCUAACAAAACACAGGGCUGCUUUCUAUUUUAAGAACUUGUUGACAUUGUGUUGUUCAGUGUUUUUCUUUUAAAAUAUAAUUUUAUUGCUCAAACUCAAACAUUUUAGCGAUAACGUGGUAUGAUGGCAUUUGUCCUCCAGGCCACUACGCGGUGUCUGACUGAAAAAAAAGCACAGUUGUUUUCAGCCUGUUCAGCGGUAUGUGGCAUCCCAUAAUAGUGGUUUCCUCCGCAGAUAAAAGCCUUACGUCAUUA